Molecule: messenger RNA, 2028 nt
Organism: Ostreococcus tauri
Lineage: Eukaryota; Viridiplantae; Chlorophyta; Mamiellophyceae; Mamiellales; Bathycoccaceae
Product: unnamed product
Exons: 1
Coding region: 1-2028 (675 amino acids)
Source: RefSeq, a predicted model, not a curated record
AUGCUCAGUCGGAGUGAUCCAAGCUGGCGCGCCGUGAUCCCAGGAAGGGAGAACGACGAAGACGACGACUUCGCGCGAACGUCGACGAGCGAAGAGGACGAUGAGUACGUCACCGAUAUCGAGGAGGGUGACGGAGAGCGAAGACUCCGCGCGGGCGAUGCCAGCGCUUCGGACGAGGACGAGGACGAUGGUGCGUUUCAAGACGCGAGAGACACGCUCGGUCCAGGCGUUACGGGACGCGAAGCCGCCAUCACGACCGGGUUGCUCGAGAAGAGUUCUCCAAAGUUAGCGAGUUCAAGAAGUGGGUGGAGCAGAACGUGGGAAAAUAGUAGCCGCGGACGGCGUAAGAGGUCAAGUAAAUCAUCCAAAGACGAGCUUCGUCGCAAGGCUGAGCGACGAGCGUAUAAACCGGUAACAUUUACGCUGCUACUUCGUCUGUGCGGUCUGUACACUGCGUUUGGGGUGUUGGUACUAUGCUAUGUCAUCAUGACAUCGCUUGGCCCUUUUCUCAAUCCCACGGGCGAGGUGUUGGAGCUCAACGUGUUGGAGAACGUUGUUUGGAUGAUCAUAUCUGUUGCGACGUUCCUUGCCAUACCCUCGUGCUUGGCACACAUCACCGGGUACUUGACCUGGCCUCCCGUGUGGCUCGAAGCCUUUCCAGACCGGGCGAAAAUACUCGAAGAGUUGGGUGGUAAAAUUUACUUUAGGUUUCACGUCUCUCGAGAAGCGAAGCCUCUGGCGGUGAAACGAGCCGUCGAUGUCGCCAUCGAAAUUUUGCAGCGGUCAAUCCCGACGACUCUCUUCGUCGUUGAAGUCGUUAGCUACAAAGAGAUUGGCAUCUCCGGCGCCGCGGUGAACGAGCUCAUCGUGCCACUUGAGAUGAACGAUCGUUUCCAAGGAAACACUGGCCUGUUGAGUUACGCGACGCGCGCAAGUUCGGCAAGUUGGGGUGAUUGGGUCGUGCACAUGGGCUCAGAUGCGCUAUUGAACGUGCGCGCGGUCGACGCUGUGCUCGCACACUGCGCUCGUGAGACGCGUCUCGCCGCGCUGUCGGGUAGAGGAGAUACGCACGUUCGUCGGCUUGCGCAAGGUGCCGUUUUGCCAGGAAUUACGAGAACGUCAAACUCUCUCAUCGAUGGCGUCGAGAGCGCGUUUCAGUGGAUUCCGGCAAUGGCUGAGUGUAUUCGCGCCGGCGAGUCGUAUGGCGCGUUGCGAAUGAUGUACGCCAAAUACUCGCGCGUUGUGGCUCCGAUACCAAACACGUAUUUGGUAGUCCCAAAUGAGCUCGAGCUCGCGGUUGGUUUUGGAGACAUGGAAGUGCACGACGGCUUCGAGCUCACGUCUUUCGCGUUGAUGUGUUCAAAUAACGGCGUCAAGUUUGCGUGGCUCGAUGCUGGAGUUCACGUGCCCAUCAUAUCGAACGUGUGGAAGUUAUUCAAGGCCCGCGCUCGAGACCAUCAUAGUGCGCUCGUGCUUAUGCGCGAUGAAAACGCGCUUGAUCACGUGCAUCGAGCGUCAUUAUCGUUCGCUUGCUUGAGUGCUGGAUUCUCGACGAUUGCUCCAGUGAUCACUGCGUUUGCGCCGUGGUGCUUACGACGAAGUGGCCCGGAUACGUUUGCUAUCUCGUGCAUAGUCGGAUUCAUCACCGCAUGCGUGACGUUCAAAUACGCGAUUGGGUUCUACAAGAGCGCGUCCAUAUCGGAUUUGUCUCAAGGCGUCGUGUCGGGGGCAAUCUAUUACAACGUGCUCUUUGUGUUGACAAUCGUGCUCACGCCGGUGUUCAGCGUGUUCGAGUUCAUCGCUCUUUGCACGUCCAUCUUCUACAGCCCCGAGCAUUUUGGCGCUGAAUCGAAAAAAAUACGACGACCGACGGUGAGCAUUCUGAAAACUGACGACGACGAGGACUUUGACUGGCUCGAGCGCGGAGAUCGUUCCAAGUUUCAAGAAAAGGAGGUUUUGCUUCCUCCAGAGGCCGGAGCAAAGCGCUGGUCGCGCCGCACAGCAUCUCAGCGCAGUAGCAGUAGGUAA